CUGGAGUCAGCAGAUCUCGUUGUCCGCAACAUGGCUCCUCUAAGGGAUCUUAUUAUCCUACUCAUCGUUUGUGGCUCGUUUGUCACUCAAGGCGAAGCAGUUUGUGGCUAUGAGUCCUGCCACGAAACCAAACCGAAUAUGGUCAAUAUUCACUUGGUCCCCCACUCCCACGACGAUGUGGGCUGGCUAAAGACCGUGGAUCAGUACUUUUAUGGACACAAAAACAACAUCCAGCACGCCGGAGUCCAGUACAUCAUCGACACUGUGAUCUCCGAGCUGAUCAAGAACCCCGAUCGCCGUUUCAUCCAGGUGGAGACCUCCUUCUUCGCCAAGUGGUGGUCCGAGCAGUCGGAGACCGCCAAGGAGAUCGUGAAGAAGCUGGUCAACGAAGGUCGCCUGAUGUUCACCAAUGGAGCCUGGAGCAUGAACGACGAGGCUGCCGUGAACUACCAGAGUGUGAUUGAUCAGUUUUCUGUAGGAUUGAAGUUCUUGGACGAUACCUUCGGUGUCUGCGGACGUCCUAAAGUUGGCUGGCAAAUCGAUCCUUUCGGUCACUCUCGUGAACAGGCCUCGCUCUACGCCCAGAUGGGCUACGACGGCGAGUUCUUCUCCCGCAUGGACCACAACGACAAGGGCCGCCGUAUGAAUGACAAGGCUUUGGAAAUGGUUUGGGAUGCCAGUGAGUCAUUGGACAUCAAGCUCUUCACCGGACUUCUGUACACUUUCUACUGGGACACCCCUGGAUUCUGCUUUGAUGUGCACUGCAGCGAUGAUCCAAUCAUUGAUGGCGACAGCUACGACAACAACGUCCAGUCCAGGGUGGAUGCCUUCAUCGCUUAUGCCGCUGAGGUGGCAGAGAAGUUCCGCACCAACCAUAUCAUGGUCCCCAUGGGUGGCGACUUCCACUAUGAAGAUGCUGAGGUUAACUUCAAGAACAUGGAUAAAUUGAUCAAAUAUGUCAACGAGCGCCAAUCCAGUGGAUCUCGAUACAACAUCAUCUAUUCCACUCCCGCUUGCUACCUCAACUCCGUGCACCAGAGCGUUCAGUCGUACCCGAACAAGACCCAGGACUUCUUCCCCUACGGCAGCAACACCAACAGCUUCUGGACCGGAUACUUCAGUUCUCGGCCAACUCAGAAGCGCUUCGAGCGCGACGGCAACCACAUCCUGCAGGUCGCCAAGGAACUCAGUGUCUUCGCUGAUUUGAACAGCGAGCAACAGAAGGAGGACCUCGACUACCUCCGCCAGAUUAUGGGAGUGAUGCAGCACCACGACGCUAUCACUGGUACCGAGAAACAGGCCGUGUCCGACGACUACGAUCGUCUUCUUUACGACGCCAUUCUGGGAGGAACCAACCUGGCCCGCGAUGCUCUGAGGAAGCUGACACCCUAUCCUAACGGAGAGUUCCAGAGCUGCCUAAACAUGAACAUCAGCGACUGUGCCUACACCAAGGACAACGCCGAUAACCUGAUAGUAACCCUGUACAAUCCUCUGGCCCACACCACCAAGCAGUACGUGCGCCUUCCCGUCAAGAACGAGAACUUCCAGGUGACCGACGACAAGGGUCGCGUGGUGGCCUCUGAGCUGGUACCAGUCUCCCAGCAGAUCAUCGAUCUGGAGUUCCGUGAAACCGACACUCAGUACGAGUUGGUCUUCAAGGCUACCGUCGACAAGAUCGCCAACUACUACGUCAAGAAGGUUGAGAGUGCGAGUGCUGCCCAGCCCCUUAAGGUCGUCAAGUCAGUCAGUGGAGAGACUCGUGAGGACGGCGAGACUGUUGUGCAGACUUCGACAAUCAAACUGACGAUCGACAACAACUCCGGUCUUCUGAAAACUGUUGAAAUGAACGGCGUUUCCGAAAACAUUGAGCAGACCUUCGGUAUUUACAAGACCUACGAUUCCGGCGCAUACCUCUUCCGUCAAUACAACCAAGAAGCAGCUACGAUUCUGGACAGCGGUGUUGAAUUCACUGUUUACGAAGGAUCUCAGGUCAAGGAGAUCCAUCAAGUCUUCAACGAGUUCCUCUCGCAGGUUAUCCGCCUUUAUGAAGGCAGGAACACCGUCGAAAUUGAAUGGCUUGUCGGUCCCCUUCCUCGCGAUGAAACCUAUGGAACCGAAGUCAUUACCGUAUUCAGCAGUGAAAUUGAAUCCAAGGGCGUGUUCUACACUGACGCCAACGGCCGAGAGCUCCUCAAGCGUGAGAAGGAUCAGCGCGAAGACUUUACUUCCGAGCUGGCUGUGCAGCCGACCGCUGGAAACUACUACCCGAUCACUUCCCGCAUCGCCCUGCAGGACAGCAAGAAGCGAUUGGCUAUCCUGAACGAUCGCGCCCAGGGAGGAUCCAGCAUGAAGGACGGUCAGAUCGAGCUCAUGCUGCACCGACGACUUGUCCGCGACGACGGUCUUGGAGUGGACGAGGUCUUGAACGAGGAGAAGUACGGACAACCUCUGAUUGCCCGCGGCAAGGUCUUCCUCGUUCUGAACUCUGCCGAGGAAUCUACCUCCGCUGAACGCGAGUGGGAGAAGGAGCACCACCUGCCCCUCUGGAAAUUCUUCAGCAAGAACUCUGGAAGCACUAGCUCUCCUGUCAAAUCCGUUCCCAGCUUCGAAGACUUCCCCAAGUCGGUUCAUCUGCUCACCCUAGAACCCUUCAAUGAUGGAGAGGUUCUUCUGCGUGUUGAGAACUUCAUGGAUCACACUGAAGGCAGGGUGGUCAGCUUCAACAUUCGUCCCCUCUUCGACUAUCUGAACGGAGCUGAGAUCCGUGAAACCACCUUGGACGGAAACCUGCCUCUGAGCGACAUGAAGCGUCUUAAGUUCCACACCGAAGGAUCAGGAGUGAGGGGAUCCGAGCCGGAGUACUACACCUCCGCCCACACGCCCCUGGAGGUGGAUGCUUCUCAUGAGGACUCCGACUUUGCUGUCACCUUGCACCCGAUGCAAAUUCGUACUUUCAUUGUAAAGACAAACUAAGCAGUAGCAUUAAAAUAAUGUAAAUUAAUGUCAUUGGCGAAAUAAAUAAAAUAUUUUCAUUA
Molecule: messenger RNA, 3035 nt
Organism: Drosophila bipectinata
Lineage: Eukaryota; Metazoa; Arthropoda; Insecta; Diptera; Drosophilidae
Product: lysosomal alpha-mannosidase-like
Biological process (GO): mannose metabolic process
Cellular component (GO): lysosome
Molecular function (GO): alpha-mannosidase activity; carbohydrate binding
Source: RefSeq, a predicted model, not a curated record